GGUAACAAAUCAGGAAUUUCCUUUUGCCACUCCUGCUGCUAGGAGCAACUACCAAGCAGCUCGACUUGCAUGCUCCCGCUUCCGCGCUGAAAACGCUGGUCUGGGUUGCUAGAACCAGUUCUGUAGCAUUUCUGCACAUUCCAUUGGGUUAUUGAAGGUUUCUUGAGUUUUUUAAAUCUUUGUUUCCCUAGAGCAAAUUGCUAAACUACGCCGUUGCUUUUUUAUUUUUGUUACCCCUCCUAUUCCCACCCAAACACAAGCCUGUGAGCUGCUUUUAUAAAAAAAAAAAAAAAAAAAAAAAAAAAAAAACUCAUGACGUUUACAGAAGUGGGCAAGCUGCGUUUUCUUAUUCUGGAUGCAUUUGGGUACAACUUUGUAACUUGACUUUUAAAAGUUGCGCGAAGCUGUUGUGCUGCUUUAUCUUUGACGCCGCGAAGAAGCGAGAAUCCCAAGUUACACUUACACAUGCGAAAAGGAGCAACAGGCAGCGGCUCUAAGAAGUUUGGAUUGCUUUACUGUUCUGAGUGUACAGAGACCAAGUCCCGUUAUUUCUUUCCUUUGGGGUUGAAUCGGAGUCGGGUUGUUCUCUGCACCGCUGAGAUGCGUGGAUGCUUUUCAGUGUGGGGGUCUGGAUUACUUCAGCACGUCCUUGGAUUCAAUUGAUCUCUCUCACACACACACACAUACACACAGAGAUACACACAGCCGUGCGUAUUUAGAAUUAUAAAGCGAGCGUCUCCUUUCUGAAGAGGAGGGAUGAACGCGGUAAGAAGAGUUUGGAAGGAUGUUCUCGGUUGUAAAAUGGAAACGAAGAAAACCUUGGCUGUUUUUCUGGUUCUGUGUUUAGGCGUUUGUCUGAGUUACAGCCAGGAUCUAAACCCUAAAGGGAGAAACGUGUGCAGGGGAAUGGGUUCAUUUGUAUGCUGCCCUGGAUGGAAGCAGCACGUGGAUGACUGUAUUACAUCCGUUUGUGAAGGGAAUUUUACCUGCAAAGAGAACGAAGUGUGUGUGAGACCCAAUGAAUGUCGCUGUCGCCAUGGAUACUUUGGAGCCAAUUGUGAGACCAAAUGCCCUGGUCAGUUCUUCGGCCCGGACUGCAAGGAAAUGUGCACCUGCCACCCGAAUGGGCGCUGUGACGACGUGAUCGGCAAGUGCACCUGCAACCCCAACCGCUGGGGGGUCAACUGCGAGAACCAGUGCCUCUGCCAGCGGGGGAAGUGCGACCAGGACACGGGCAAGUGCACGUGCGACACGGGCUGGUGGGGCCCCCAGUGCGCCAACACGUGCUACUGCAGCAGCAGCUCAGUGUGCGAGCAGAGCACGGGGCGUUGCAUCUGCCAGCCGGGCUGGUGGGGGCGUACCUGCAACAGCCAGUGCCCCUGCAGCAACUCCCCCUGCGAGCAGUUCAGCGGGCGCUGCCAGUGCCACGAGAGGCUGUGGGGCACGCGCUGCGAGAGGUACUGCCAGUGCGUCCAUGGCAAGUGCAACCAGGCCGACGGCUCCUGUACCUGCAAGCCAGGCUACAGAGGAAAGUUCUGCAGGGAACCCUGCCCCGCGGGCUUCUAUGGGCAAGGCUGCAGACGCAGAUGCGGGCGGUGUAAACAGCAGCAGCCGUGCACAGUUACAGAGGGGCGUUGCCUGACUUGUGAAGCUGGCUGGAACGGCACCCAGUGUGACCAGAUCUGCUCCCCUGGUUUCUUUGGGGGAGAGUGCAAGGAAGUGUGCCCGCCCUGCAAAGAUGGCCACCCCUGCAACCACGUGGAUGGGAAAUGCACACACUGCAACCCUGGCUGGAUCGGAGACCGGUGUGAGAUAAAAUGCCUCAAUGGAACAUAUGGAGAGAACUGUAAAAACAUCUGCAAUGAUUGUUUUAAUGGGGAAUGCCAUUUCGCCACUGGAGAAUGUCUCUGCAAUCCGGGCUCUUAUGGGACCAACUGUAACAUGACUUGCCCAGCCGGUCAGUAUGGCGUGAACUGUGCCCAUGCUUGCUCCUGCCAUGAGAGUACCUGUAACUCCACCACUGGGGAGUGCUUCAUGCAACCCAAUCAAAGAAUGGGUGUGAUUGCAGCGGGGGCGCUAGUGAUCUUCCUCCUCAUCCUCCUCCUCUCACUCCUGUGCUGCUGCUGCGUCUGCCGCAAGAAAAACAAGAACGAUCCAGAGCAUGAGAACUCUGCGAACAGCAAGAAAACUCGAAGACAGCUUUGUGGCAGGUUCAGUAGGAUCAGCACCAAAUUCCCCAGGAUUCCACUGAGACGCCAAAAACUGCCAAAAGUUGUGGUUGCUCACCAUGACCCUGAGAAUACGUUCAACUGCAGCUUCAUCGAGCCUCCUUCUGCGAUGGAGCAGCCCUCCCCCUCCUGGUCAUCGAGGGGCUCCUUCUCAUCCUUCGAGACCAGCGACGAUGGACCCGUCUACUGCGUCCCCCAUGAAGAAUCUAUGUCUGAAAACAAAGAGAAGGGAAGCUCCAACGUGGUGGAGAAGGUAGCUCCACCGAUCAGUGAGGAAGAUGCUGGGGAGUACACCUCUUUGAAGGACACAGGGAAAGCCUUGCCAGGGGACACCAGCGAAACUCCCUUGCUGAAAUCCUCUGAUAGCGAGGGAUCCACAAGCGGCUCCGAAUCCACCAGCGGGGCUCUCUAUGCUAGGAUCGCCAGGCUCUCCAAGCAGUCCGAGGAUGAAAACAGCAGCAGCAAUGUCAAGGGCAACGGCAAACCUCCGUCACCAGAAAGAGCCAAGCCUCGCCCUCCGGACCCUUCCACCAAGCCCAAAAUCUCCUGGAUCCAUGGCAAGGUUGGAAACAGCCAGAAUCCAGAAUCCAGCCAGGGCCCUGUGCCCACAAAGGAGAAGAGAGGAAGCCACAGUGAGACCUCAGGGAAGAGUGAGGAGAAGCACAGCAGCAGAACCAAGGAGAAAGGAGCCAAACACAGCAAGGAGCAGAGCUCCCCUGAGGGCAAGGGCUCAGAAGAAACACACUCCCCGAGCAAACACAAAUCGCACAAGACCAGGGCUGGCCAGGAACAGAUGGAACACAUCAACGGGGCCGUCCAGAAUGCUUUAAAGAAGAUCGGGAACUUUCACGGGGACAAGAAAGGCAGCGAAACCAAAGAGGUGCCCAAAAGCCCCAGCAAGUCCCGCUCUGAGGUGAUCCACCCUCACAUGAAUUCUGAAGCUGCCACUUUGCUGGCCGCCCAGUUGAAGGAGAAGACCCAGAGUAUCAACCGGUGCGAGGGCGUGACAAAGCAGAAUGGUCUGGCCUCUCCGCAUUCCCACAAGGAGAAGCCCACCCCUCCUCAGAAGACCAAACGCUCUGCGCCCGCUGGGCCCAACCACAAUUCCAGCAAGCCUCUGCUGCCCACUUCCAGCAGCCUACAGAAGAUAGUCGCCCCUGUUUCAGAGAUGAUACCUUCAGAAGCAAAGAGCCCAGAAAGACAGGACUUGAAUAACCUCAAACAGGAUGGAGGAGACCCUACACCCAAGAAGACUCCCAUCAAAAAGCCUCCUAGAAGGAAAGAUAAGGAAGGAACCUUGGACUCUCAACCAAAGACCGCAAUCAUGCCACCUCAGAUGGUCAAGUAGAGGAAAUCUGCAGACCUUGGCAUUCUUCCAAGGUUAGCGGAUGAUUUUUUUUUUGUCUCUUGUUCAACUGACAACAUUAACAGCUCUUUUUUUGAAAGACCAAUGAAAAAAAAAAGUUGUUCAAAAGUAUUUAAUAAUGUGGAGGUGAUUUUUUUUUUUCCCCAAUGUGUACGCCAUACACGUAAAAGGACCAGAUCAUGCAGACUACAUUGCCUGCUGAAUUAAGCAGGGAUUGUUGGACUACUCUUUUUCAUUAUUUUUUAAUCAAUAAGAUGUCAGAGAGAUGGAUAAGGAUACGCAGACCGUUCAGUAUUACAAGGACUACAAUGUCAGUACUAUUUUUGUUGUUUGUAUGGUUUUUUUUGUAUUUUUUUUUUUUUUUUAGAAAACUUCUCUUAAACCUGUAAUAUUCCAAGCAUUCACCUGUUAUCGUGAGGUUUCGAGAGGCACGUCGAGGAUAGUAAACGAACAGCAGCGAGGAAUCUGCAAUGUUGGACAUUUGUUUUAUUUUUGUUUUCAGUUUUGUAUGUAAUAUAUCCACAGUCACAUGCUGGUUUCAGAAAUAUGAUAUUUCAUACAUCAACAAUUAUCUACGUGCAUCUAGUGGCCAUGGUUUUGGUGAUUAUUGGUUUUGAAGGCGUUGGAAGGCUGUGCAGGAGUGUUUCUGACACAGGUUAGAAUUCCCUCUGUUCUGGUAAUUUUAUUUAGUUUUCUUUAUAGUGAGAUUAUUAUUAUUUGUCGGCAAAUUGGCGCUCCACAGGCCUCCACAUGAAGAAUGUAAAAGAUAAAAUGCUUAGCCAACAGCCUCAAUGAUUAUAUCAGGUUAUUUCACAGUCCCAAUGACUAGGACUUCGACAUUCAGUUGGGACUAAUGGAUCAUUUUUAACUUGCAAUUUGGAGAGCAGAGUUUCAAUCAUUGUCUGUGUCUGUGUUUUUCGAUCAUUGUCUAUACCAGUCCUGCUUUAUUCCAAAAGCAGUGUGAACCUUAGGCUUUACUCCAUGCUGGGGUAUUUUAAUCAAGUCCAGAAUGCUUAACCAUGUCAGUUCAAUUCUAAAAGGCAAUACAUUUUGCUGCUUUUACAUUCACCUGAGCAAGGCACCUAGAAAACCGCUGAUCGCAUUUCGCAAAGGGUCCCAUUCUAACAGUGACCUUAGCCAAGAGCCUCAUUACUGCUUAGACACCUCUCAGCUGUGAGAAACGUUUCUGUUCGUAGGACUUCUACCAUCGUCAUUCCCACUUAAUGUGUUGCGUUUGCAGUGGGUGGCUAUAGAGACUGAAUGACUCCCAAUGCCCCUCCAUUGACCUAAUGUCUGUAUCCAUCUAUUGCUCCAUGUAGGUAUGUGCUGGUCACUGUACAGAUGUGGAACACUGUUCUUCUGUCUAUAUAGACACCUGCUGCAAUGGACACUAUAGGAUAACCCAAAUGCCCUUAGCCACCUGCAGGACAAUAAAUGCAUUACAACACAUUACAUUCUGUGAAAUUAGACCCUGAUCGUUUCCUCAAAGGUCUCACUUUGAACAAAUGAAACCUAUAGAAUGAAAGCCUGUAUCAGGAUCUAACCCUCCCUUUGAAAUACCGUGCAGCCGAGGACACUGUAUGAUCAAUAUCUUGUAUCCUCCGUACCUACCCAGAAUACCAAGCAAUAUCAGAACACAAAAAGAACUGAUAUCUCCAUGAGUGUCCUGUCAGUAAAAUGCAGCUGUCAAAAUGCUAAGUAUAUUCUUUUAAGGAUGUAAGGAUCUUAUAUGUCUUUGGGUACGUCAAUACGGCUCCUACUGUACACAAAGUAAACAGAGGAACUACCCUGUUUCUCAUUUUCGACAAGCUUUGAGUGCUAUGUGAAUGCUAAUUGAGUGUUGUUGUUUUUUUUUAAGGUACAUUUGUUUUCUGGACUAUAAGCUGUCAUAUGUUUCUCUGUAUAAAGAUGUCUUUUUUGUUUGUAUCAGUAUUAUUAUAAAUGUGCAUAAGCAGUGCUUAUUAAUAUAAUUCCUUCGCCAUUCCUUCUUCUUUUUGUUCCAGUGUUGAUAAGCUGGCUUUGGUAUUUUAUUCUGAUAACUUGCAUUAUUUACAUUUAAACUCCUGAUCAAAGACAGUAAAGGCUGGAAGUUGAAAACA
This is a messenger RNA of Polyodon spathula (Mississippi paddlefish), 5693 nucleotides long. RefSeq names its product scavenger receptor class F, member 2 (gene scarf2). Bases 757 to 3576 code for a protein of 939 amino acids. Lineage: Eukaryota; Metazoa; Chordata; Actinopteri; Acipenseriformes; Polyodontidae. The record is from RefSeq and is a predicted model, not a curated record. Gene Ontology annotation, molecular function: scavenger receptor activity. The transcript is spliced from 11 exons.